Messenger RNA from Pelobates fuscus (common spadefoot toad), 547 nucleotides. It is a transcript of the gene RPS13, whose product is annotated as ribosomal protein S13. Gene Ontology annotation, biological process: translation. The transcript has 6 exons. The record is from RefSeq and is a predicted model, not a curated record. Gene Ontology annotation, molecular function: structural constituent of ribosome; small ribosomal subunit rRNA binding. NCBI's taxonomy places the organism in Eukaryota, Metazoa, Chordata, Amphibia, Anura, Pelobatidae. Bases 50 to 505 code for a protein of 151 amino acids. Gene Ontology annotation, cellular component: cytosolic small ribosomal subunit; ribosome; nucleolus.
AGGUCCUCGCGGCGCUGGUUUCCUGUCUCUCUCUUUCGCUGCCGCCAUCAUGGGUCGCAUGCACGCUCCCGGAAAGGGCCUGUCCCAGUCAGCUCUUCCAUACAGACGCAGUGUCCCAACUUGGCUGAAACUAACGUCUGAUGAUGUGAAGGAACAGAUUUACAAACUGGCCAAAAAAGGUUUGACACCAUCCCAAAUCGGUGUCAUCCUCCGUGAUUCUCACGGUGUUGCCCAAGUUCGUUUUGUGACUGGCAACAAGAUUCUGAGAAUCCUCAAGUCCAAGGGGCUUGCUCCAGACCUUCCCGAGGAUCUGUACCAUUUAAUCAAGAAAGCUGUCGCUGUUCGUAAGCAUCUUGAGAGAAACAGGAAGGAUAAGGAUGCCAAGUUCCGUUUGAUUCUAAUUGAAAGUAGAAUCCACAGGCUGGCUCGCUACUACAAGACCAGGAGAGUGCUUCCACCUAACUGGAAAUAUGAGUCAUCCACAGCUUCAGCCCUGGUCGCAUAAAACAUUAAAAUUUAAAAAGAAUAAAAUUUCAAUUUAAAUAAA